CCUCUCUGCCAACCUUUUGUUUAGUACUAACUUUUUUCUUUCCCCCCCUCACAUUUUUAAACCCUACCAUCUCACUCAUUGUUCAUCAAAACAUAGCAAGCCAUCAAUCAAAUCUUCCCAAUUUUCAAUUGUGGUAAUAGUGUGUUUAAUUCAUUGCUCAAACAUGAAUCAAUUGGCGGAUUUCGGACGCAUAUUCCAAAUGUUUGAUCAUGAUGACGACGGGAAGAUCUCAAAGGAGGAGCUUUUAGAGUCCGUAACAAAACUAGGGUUAGGCGUCAUGAAGCAUGAUUUGAUUCAAAUGAUCGCGAGACUCGACGCGAAUGGCGACGGAUACGUAGACUUUGACGAGUUUGAGAGGUUGUACAAGAAUGUAAUGGGCGACGACGACGUCUGCGGCGGCGGCGGCGACGAGGAAGAGGACAUGAAGGAGGCUUUCCAAUUGUUCGAUCAAAAUGGCGACGGGUUUGUAAGUGGUGAGGAAUUGAGUUCGGUUUUGUGUUCAUUGGGAUUAAGGCAAGGAAAGAAGACCUUAGAGGAUUGCAAGAACAUGAUCAAGAAAGUGGAUUUGGAUGGCGAUGGCAUGCUUGAUUUCAAAGAGUUUAAGCAAAUGAUUAAGCUUGUCAACUAA
This is a messenger RNA of Arachis duranensis, 628 nucleotides long. RefSeq names its product calmodulin-like protein 3. The record is from RefSeq and is a predicted model, not a curated record. NCBI's taxonomy places the organism in Eukaryota, Viridiplantae, Streptophyta, Magnoliopsida, Fabales, Fabaceae. Gene Ontology annotation, molecular function: calcium ion binding. The coding region runs from base 164 to 628 and encodes 154 amino acids. The transcript has a single exon.